This is a messenger RNA of Mauremys reevesii (Reeves's turtle), 4840 nucleotides long. It is a transcript of the gene OPN4, whose product is annotated as opsin 4. Gene Ontology annotation, cellular component: membrane. Gene Ontology annotation, molecular function: G protein-coupled receptor activity. Bases 265 to 2259 code for a protein of 664 amino acids. The record is from RefSeq and is a predicted model, not a curated record. Gene Ontology annotation, biological process: G protein-coupled receptor signaling pathway; visual perception. NCBI's taxonomy places the organism in Eukaryota, Metazoa, Chordata, Testudines, Geoemydidae. The transcript has 13 exons.
CAUGAGGGCCUGAAACAUCAAUUGCAUUAUCUCCACUGUUAAAUAUCAGAGCUAAUUUUGAUUCUAUUAGGGGUCUAGUUACAGGCUGCUGAGCUAAAUUUACUUUGGGCCAAUGAUGCAUUAGCACUGGGGCUCCCCUGCUAUAAGCUGAAAUCAUCAAGAGCUGAAAUCACUGAGUGCUGUGUUAACUGGGGGGUGGGGCUGAAGAUAUAUUGCUAAGCAGUUGGCAGAGUGGAGCAGUUUGUAGGAUGGUUGGAGGGGCUCAUGAGACAGCUGGUAGAGUGGAGUGAAGCGGAGCUGAGCAGUUUGUGGGAUGGCUGGAGCGGCUCAAGGGCUGGUGGAGUGGAGCGGAGCGGCUGGCAGAGUGGAGCAGUUCACAGAAUGGCUGGAGCAGCUCACGGAACAGCUGAUGGACUGGAGCGGCUCAUAGUGAAGGCUGCAGCAGAAACCCACAGAGAGGAUGGGCAGUUGGCCUCGGACCACGUAAGGGACAUCUCUUGCCCCCCUCAGAACCUCAACUGCACCAGUACUGUGGAGUCCCUCAAGGGUGUCUGGAAUGACACAGAAGCUAAUGCCUACAAACUGGUGGACCUGCCUCCUGUAGCCCCAACAGAAAUGACAGUGCAAGAUGUUCCUCAUGCCUUCCCUACACUGGAUGUUCCAGACCAUGCCCACUACACAAUUGGAACUGUCAUUCUGGUGGUGGGGAUCACUGGAACGCUGGGUAACUUCCUGGUCAUCUAUGCUUUCUGCAGGAGUAGGAGCCUUCGAACUCCAGCCAACAUGUUCAUCAUCAAUCUAGCUAUUAGCGACUUCCUAAUGUCCAUCACACAGGCUCCAAUUUUCUUCACUACCAGUCUCCACAAGCACUGGAUUUUUGGCAAGAAAGGUUGUGAGCUGUAUGCCUUCUGCGGAGCCCUUUUUGGCAUUACAUCCAUGAUCACAUUGAUGGCAAUCGCCCUGGACAGAUAUUUUGUGAUCACACGACCACUGGCCUCCAUUGUGGUGAUGUCCAAGAAGAAGGCUUUGAUAAUCCUGCUAGGAGUCUGGCUGUACUCUUUGGCUUGGAGCCUCCCACCCUUCUUUGGAUGGAGUGCUUAUGUUCCUGAGGGUUUGUUGACUUCUUGUUCCUGGGACUAUGUGACCUUUACCCCAUCAGUCCGUGCCUAUACAAUGCUCCUCUUCUGCUUUGUCUUCUUCAUUCCUUUGAUUGCCAUCAUAUACAGUUAUGUCUUCAUCUUCAAGGCUAUCAAGAAUACCAAUGAGGCUGUUCAGAACAUUGGUUCUGAUGCUAAUAAAGUAUCCCAGAGACAGUAUCAGAAGAUGAAGAAUGAAUGGAAAAUGGCCAAAAUUGCCUUGAUUGUCAUCUUACUUUACGUCAUUUCCUGGUCACCAUAUUCUGUUGUAGCUCUGGUGGCUUUUGCUGGGUAUUCCCAUCUCCUGACACCCUUUAUGAACACUGUACCAGCUGUGAUUGCCAAAGCUUCUGCCAUCCACAACCCCAUCAUUUAUGCCAUAACUCAUCCCAAAUACAGAAUGGCCAUUGCAAAGUAUGUGCCGUGCCUUCGACCCGUGCUAAGAGUUUCUCGUAAAGACUCCAGGUCUUGCAGCAGGUAUCUCUCAACCAGACGAUCCACUAUUACCAGCCAGUCUGAGAUAAGUGGACUGCAGAAAGGAAAGAGAUGGCAAUCCUCUCUCUCAGACAGUGAAUCAGGCUGGACUGAUACAGAAGUUGAUGUCGUUAGUGUGAUAUCCAGACCAGUCAGUAAACAGCUUUCCUAUGAAAUAGGCAAAUACGCUGUUGAAACCAGUGACACAAAAGCCAAAUCUAAACUGAAAAGCCAUGAUUCUGGGAUUUUUGAAAAGACUUCUGAAGAUGCCGAUGACAUUUCCAUGGUGGAGCUGAAUGUCAGAGAGUGCAUUUCCUCUCCUGUUGCCCUGCCAUCUAGAAUCUAUAGCCUUGAGGAAAUGCAAACAGGUGAGGGCCUGAAUGGCACUGAACUACGAAAAGGAGACUCUCACUCAAGACUGUCUGCAGCCCAGAUACCCAGCAUUAUAAUAACAUACAGCAAUGUCCAGGGAAUAGAACAGCCUUCUGAAUACACCUCUGGCCUCGGGUUCCCUGAGAACAGUAGCCACAACCAGGAUAAGGACUACAGUAGCCAACCAGACAGACAGUACCAGGGUGUUGCCUUAGCCAGUAUCGCAGGAGGAACCACAGAUCAACUGAGCGCAGAAGACCUUCCAAAACUGCUCUGAUCCAUGGAAAGUCACCAUUCCUAUAGUGACACAACACAAGAUAAGCCAAGGGUAAAAAGAAGAAGCUGAACCAGCAUCCGAGCUCUCUCCAGUGGUUGGUUUCUUGUUCUAGCUCUUGUGUUAGAACAAGUAUAUUAUUUCUCCACAAUCUAGAUUAUGACAUUACUCUUUUCACUUGGAUUUCUGUUCAGGAAUUAGCAACUAUUGCGUGAACACCACCUUCAGUCACAGUAUAUGCAGGCUUCAUGAUAAGCCUUAAUUCUUUGGGGUUAAGAUUCAGAUAAUGAUCUUUGUUCAGUGCCAGAUCUCAGCCGCAGUCACUGUACCAGAAAGGAACACUUUUAGAAGGUAAAUUAUAGAGUUGAGAGUAUUUGGAGAAACUUACAGUACCUGGUAGGGAAGGUUUCUUAUUUUUGUUAAAGCUCUCUAAGUAGACCAUAUUUAAGUGCAAUAUCAGUGCUCCACUCCCUUCUUAGUUCCAUGCUUUUUUCUCAAACUCUUGUACGGUUUUGUUAAAAAGCAAUGCAUUUAAAGAACAGUUUGAGGUCUCAGAUCAUUCUCCUUAUCUCAAAGAAGGGAAAUCAUUUUCAAGUGUGGCCCACACUCCCUUUCCUUCCUGUCUUCCUUCUGCAUCAGUUAUUAAGCGACCAGUCCAAUACUGGCUGAACUCACUUGCCUCAGAACAAUAUGAAAGAUUCUGGACACUAAUGAGCUUCAGUCACCAUGUUUUAAGGGUGGGGCAGCUGUAAUUAAAUGUCUUAUUGGUAAAGAGCUGCUGCUGGCUCAGAAAGGUACUCUAUUAAGAAACUCUCUUUCAAAAUUAACUUAGAGCUCAGUGCACUCUGGUUCUGAUUUUUCUAUUAUGAGGGGAAAGGAGGGUUUGGCACCCAACCCCAGGCACCCACAAAACAUGGGAUCCCCAUUACCUCAGCAUUUAAUCAUGCUUCUUACCUCUUCUGGACAGCAACAGUCAGGGCCUCCUCCAAACUCUAGCUAUCCCUGCUACUCAAUAUGUGUGUGUGUGUGUGUGUGUCUGUCUCUCAGCACACAGGAGGGAAAUAGCUGUCUGUAGUAAUAAUUUAUGCUGGCCUUCCCCUGUGGAUCUUUCUAGGGUGUCAGGUAAAGGGGCAGAAUCCAGAUGAAAUCUAUGGAGUCAAUAUUCUGAGAAGACUUAGGACUGGUCUACACUACAGAGUUACGUUGACAAAAGGCAGCUUACGUUGACCUAACUCUGUAAGCAUCAACACUAAAAUGUAGCUCCCACCGAUGUAAAUCACCCACUACAUCAAAUUAAUAACUCCACCUCCGUGAAAGGCAUAGCACUUAAGUUGAUAUAGGUAGGACGACCCAGGUCAAUGCAGACACUGCAUUACUUACAUUGCCGUUGGCUGUCAGCCCCAUGGCGGGGUGGUGGUGGUGGCUCCAGCUGUGAACCCUGUGUAGGGCUCACAGUUUGGGCUAUCAAUCCCCAGCAGCAGGGCUCCAGCUGUGAAUGCCCCACAAAGCCAAGUCGGUGAAAACGCUCCUGGUGAGGAUGCACACCACCACCGGGGAGAGGGGAGUGGAAAUAGUGUGGACAUGAAAAACCUCAGUAAUUACUGCAGUGGCUAUAUACGUCGACCUAACUAAGGUCGACUUCAUUUUGUAGUGUAGACUUGCCCUUAGGUAGGGGGAAGCAUUCUGCAGAGAUGGUACUUAUAUUUUGAGCACCACUAAGUCUGGAUCUGUGAGGGCUGAUUCCCCUCUGAGCACGUUGGUGGCAAAAACAAAGUGGGUCUUAUUUAUUUGAAUGCCUCUUUUCACCAAUCUGGUAUCAUAAAGGGCCUUAAAGUGAGUGUAAAUGUAAUUCCAGAGUGGUGUAAAGAAGCCUUAAGAUACAUAAUGUAAAUAUAAUGUAAAUCACGUCCUAGUAAUGUUGAUUUGAAACAAACCUUUUGAGAUUUGCCCAUCUCUAAUUAUAACCUGUGUUUGUAACAUGACCAUAACUUCUGCAAAAGCCAAGUGUGACAUCACAGAUAGAACUGUGAAAUCAGGCAGGGAACAAACUGCAGGAGGAAAUAAACUAUUCAGAAACCAAGAUGUUUUCAUGUAAAUGAAAUCAAGGAAAUUAGAGAUGGAAAAGAUCUAUCAUAACUCCUUCACCAUUAACCUGCCCGGGCAGGAUAUUGUCCCCAGAUAGAGCACAUAACAGAUAUUAAAUUGAUAGAACAGAUACUGUUAGUUAUAAAGAACAGGGAAAGAGGGUGAAAAAAGGAUAUUGUAUCCUAACAAAAGGUGUGUUGGAAAAUUCCCAUCAACUAUAAACAGUUCUUUAAGACCUAUUGUUCACGCUAUAAAAAUUAUUUUAAACACAGCAGGUCUGAUUCACCCCUUCCUUCCCACUUGUGUAGCCAUUUACUUUUGUACAAAAUAGGUGUCAAAUGCUACCAAAUGAUUAUGCUCCACUCACACUGGUGGGAGUUUUGCACCCACUUCUUAUAGGUGUAAAUGAGGUGCAAAGCAAUGGUGAAAUCAUGCACAGAGUCUAUUAAGAAAACGUUCAAAGCUCAUAUACAUUCUAUUGUGUAUUAAUAAGAGGCAU